Messenger RNA from Australozyma saopauloensis, 1290 nucleotides. Its product is annotated as U4/U6-U5 snRNP complex subunit. The record is from RefSeq and is a predicted model, not a curated record. Gene Ontology annotation, molecular function: U4 snRNA binding; U6 snRNA binding; protein binding. The coding region runs from base 1 to 1290 and encodes 429 amino acids. Gene Ontology annotation, cellular component: U4/U6 x U5 tri-snRNP complex. Gene Ontology annotation, biological process: mRNA splicing, via spliceosome. NCBI's taxonomy places the organism in Eukaryota, Fungi, Ascomycota, Pichiomycetes, Serinales, Metschnikowiaceae. The transcript has a single exon.
AUGUCGGCUCUACAGUCUCCAAGCACAAGCACACUACAAACGACAGAUCAAGUCGCUAAUAUGAACAGCAGAGACAUAGGUAAGAUUAUUUCCGAGGAGGAUCAGGAAGAUGAAGAGGAAGAUGAAGAAUUCUAUACCCCUGGCUCGAAUGAGCUCUUCGAGGCAAGGAAAAAGCUUCUAGCGUCUUCGGUUUCCAAAGCGGCAGAACGAAUAGAGAAGCAGACCCAAUUGGCAAAAGAAUUCAACAUGGCACGAACUCUCAGGCAUCGCCACAUCAUAGCUCUGUACAUGGAGCUGUUGGAGCUCGAUGCCUCGUAUACUAUGAAGGGAAAUACCAGGGCACUUGGCAUGGCUAGAUUCAAUAAGGACAGCACUCGUGUGGCAUGCGCAUCCUGGGACGGUAGCAUAUUCAUUUUGGAUCGCAAAGACACUGUAUUAAAUCAGGUGCUGCGGCUGAGCCCAGGUUUUCAUACCGAGAAGGCGGUCGUUGAGUGGAGCCCAUCUGACAGCCUGUUCUUGAUCUCGGGUGGUGCUGAGGGUAGCGUGAAUUUUUGGAAGGUGGAUGAUCUGGAGAUUAUGAAACCCACAGAAACAUUAAAACGUGCGCACUCAAAUCGUAUUGCACACAUAACAUAUCAUCCAAGUGGGGAGUACUUCGCAACGACUUCGUUUGACCAAACAUGGAAGCUAUGGGAUGUGCAAAGACCUGAAAUCGAGUUAUUGGAACAAGAGGGACAUUCCAAAGAGGUGUAUGCUGCAUCUUUUCAUCCGGACGGGAGUCUUCUAGCGACCGGUGGUCUCGAUGCGAUUGGACGUGUGUGGGACCUAAGAAGCGGAAGAUCUAUUGCUGUUUUGAGCAAACACGCGAAAGGAAUCUAUAGCAUGGAUUGGUCACCAAAUGGCUACCAUUUAGCAUCAGCUAGCGGAGACAACUCGGUCCAAAUUUGGGAUUUGCGUAAAUCUCAGGACCAGGCCUUGUUUUCUAUUCCAGCCCAUACCAAAUUGGUGAGUGGAGUGAGAUUUCUUCGGAAUUGCACUCGUAACAUCAUCACAAAACCUGUUCGCGACGAAAAUGAGAACGACGAACGUGUUCUAGAGGUCAACGGAACAGUGCUUAUCACCUCGUCGUUUGAUGGAACUGUGAAAGUAUGGUCUGCGGAUAAUUGGGUUUGCUUGAAGACGUUACGUGGGCACAAUGAUAAAGUAAUGAGUUGUGAUAUGAGUACAGACGGUGAUAGCAUAAUCAGCACAGGUUGGGAUCGUACACUAAAGACGUGGAUACCGAGCUAA